Cladophialophora psammophila CBS 110553 is the source of this 570-nucleotide messenger RNA. RefSeq lists its product as uncharacterized. The coding region runs from base 1 to 570 and encodes 189 amino acids. The transcript is spliced from 4 exons. The record is from RefSeq and is a predicted model, not a curated record. Lineage: Eukaryota; Fungi; Ascomycota; Eurotiomycetes; Chaetothyriales; Herpotrichiellaceae.
AUGGGCGCAGGUCAAUCGAAACCCGACGAGUCCACCAAGCAUGUUUUCACCAGUGAUACACCUAUUCAGUUUUCUCAAGAGUUAAUAGACUCCCUUCAAGCAUCCUCAGAAACAAACUCGACUCGUGCAAAGACACUAGAGCUGCACAUCGCACAACGCGUGGCCGCCGAGCUAGAAAAGAUCAGGAAUCACGAGUCCUCAGUCCUCGAGGAGGCACGGAAGAAGAUUGCUGAAAGCGGAGAGGCAACCUCGGAUUCGACUUCGUCAGACUCGUCGCUCCUUCAAAUAUCGCCCAGAGGCCUCCUUCCAGGCUCAGACAGUGAUGAGGACAAGAGACGGAAUGCUCCGUCAAGCCAGAAAGUGCAACAGGAGAUCGAGAAAUUGAAGCAGACGCUGGGACAGCGGAAAACGCUAAGAGAGGUGCCGAAGGAGGUGGAGAAUGCGAGACAAGAUGUGAUUUCCUGCCUGCGGAUAAACGACCGGAAACCGCUCGACUGCUGGAAGGAAGUGGAGAUCUUCAAGCGGGAGGUACGGAAGAUGGAGGAGAACUAUGUCUCGUCUGUACUGUAA